CACGUACUCAUACGGCCAACCCCACUGCCACCACCCAUCACGCCAUGCCCGCCUCCAGUCCCCAUCCUGACUGACCACCGCGCCGCGCCCGUUACUGCCACCUCACUCCUCUCCACCCCCUUCCUCUUCUGCUGCUCUCCUCUAAAACCAAUAAGCAACCCGGCCACUGCUCCGUUCUGUCCUGUUCCGCCCCGCCCCUGCUCGAUGCUACGACUACGAGGCGCCAUGGCUUCCGCGGCCAGCCCCAUCUGCUCCCUCCUCCUCCUCCUCGUCCUGCAACUGCCUCCUUUCGCCGCCGCUCUCCCGAAGCCGCCCGCGCGGUACCAGUACCACACGCUUCGCGCUACCCCACUCUCCCCCGAACCCACCGCCCGAGUCGACGCCGCAGCCAUCCUCGGCACCAGCACCGACCUGACAGCUGUCUUCGACGGCAUCGGCAACGCCUCCGCCGUGGAAUUGGUGCUCGCCCACCGCGAGGCGUUCGCGGCGCCCAACGCCACCGCGCCCCAGCUGCUCGCGCACCGCCUGGCGCGCGACGCCGCGCGCGCCGAUGCGAUAUCCUCCGCCGCAGCAGCCGGGGCCACCAACGGGACGCGCGCGCCGCGACGCCGUGGUGGCAGCGGCUUCGCGGCGCCCGUGUUGUCCGGCCUGUCGCAGGGCAGCGGCGAGUAUUUCGCGCAGGUCGGCGUGGGCACGCCGCCCACGCCGGCGCUCCUGGUGCUCGACACCGGCAGCGACGUCGUCUGGCUGCAGUGCGCGCCCUGCCGCCACUGCUACGCGCAGUCGGGCAGGGUCUUCGACCCGCGCCGCUCCCGCUCCUACGCCACCGUCCCCUGCGCCGCGCCGCUCUGCCGCCGCCUCGACUCCGGCGGCUGCAACAAGCGCCGCGGGUCGUGCCUCUACCAGGUCGCCUACGGCGACGGGUCAAUCACCGCGGGGGACCUGGCCACCGAGACGCUCUCCUUCGCCCGCGGCGCGCGGGUGCCGCGCGUCGCCAUCGGGUGCGGGCACGACAACGAGGGCCUCUUCGUCGCCGCCGCGGGGCUCCUGGGCCUCGGCCGCGGCAGGCUGUCGCUGCCCACCCAGGUCGCCCGCCGCUACGGCCGCAGCUUCUCCUACUGCCUCGUGGACCGCACCUCCUCGCUGAAGCCGUCGUCCACCCGGUCGUCCACCCUGACCUUCGGCGCCGCCGCCCUGGCCGGGGCAGGCGCCGGCGCCGGCGCCCGCGUGUCGUUCACCCCGAUGGUUCGGAACCCCAGGAUGUCGACCUUCUACUACGUGCGCGUGGCGGGGUUCAGCGUCGGCGGCGCGCGCGUCCGCGGCGUGUCGGAGCGGGACCUCCGGCUUGACCCGGCCACCGGCCGCGGCGGCGUGAUCCUGGACUCGGGCACGUCGGUGACCCGGCUGGCCCGCCCCGUGUACGCGGCCGUGCGCGAUGCGUUCCGGGCCGCGGCGGCGGCCGCGGGCGGGCUGCGGCCGAGCCCCGGCGGGUUCUCGCUGUUCGACACGUGCUACGACCUGGGCAGGCGGCGGGUGGUUAAGGUGCCGACGCUGUCGGUGCACCUGGCGGGCGGCGCGGCGGUGGCGCUGCCGCCGGAGAACUACCUGAUACCCGUGGACACGCGGGGCACGUUCUGCUUCGCGCUGGCGGGCACGGACGGGGGCGUGUCCAUCCUCGGCAACAUUCAGCAGCAGGGGUUCCGCGUGGUGUUCGACGGCGACGCGCAGCGCGUCGGCCUGGUGCCCAAGAGCUGCUGAGCCAGGCUGGAUACGUGAUGUUCUUUACUCGUAGCGACUUACUGGUAAAAGCGUUUCCGUUGUAAGAGUGGCGUAAAAGAGCUGCAGGCCGCACAAGAAGUGGCCAAAGGAAGGCGUCUUCUGUUGUUUGUGUUAUUUUUCCCUGCGGUUAUUACGAGGUGUUCACGUUGUUGUGCUGCCGCC
This is a messenger RNA of Setaria italica (foxtail millet), 1941 nucleotides long. Its product is annotated as aspartyl protease family protein 2. Gene Ontology annotation, biological process: proteolysis. The coding region runs from base 205 to 1758 and encodes 517 amino acids. NCBI's taxonomy places the organism in Eukaryota, Viridiplantae, Streptophyta, Magnoliopsida, Poales, Poaceae. The record is from RefSeq and is a predicted model, not a curated record. The transcript has a single exon. Gene Ontology annotation, molecular function: aspartic-type endopeptidase activity.